UCGGCGACUUUGGAGCUCAGCUUUUUGCGAUGCUCUCUAAUGGAUCACUUUCUUUGAAGCAAUCGACUCGUUGGUUCGAAUUUGGAGUUUCCGUUAAACGGUGUGAGAUGGUGUGACGAGAGAAAAGAAGGAUAAGUGGAUUUUGGUUACCUGAAUUUUGAUAACUGGGAAGCGCUCGUUCUUUGCGAGGCUUUUCGAUCGCUUUUCCGAAUCUAAUUUCGGAGCGAGAAAUUUGUGGGAGGAUGGUGACGAAAGUGAGGAGGAGUGUUGAUUUUGAUUCACCUGAUUUUUCGGUGAUCGCGAAGCUUGGCCUUGCAAGAUGCUUGAGCUAAGUCUUUCGAAAAAGAGGAUUCUCGCUGGAAGCGGAAGAGAUGAAGGUUUGGAGGAUCAAAAGAAGCUUCUCGGUGGAAGCGAGGAGAUACGGAUUUGGAGGAACAAAAGACACUUCUCGGUGGAAGCUGAAGAUAUGAGGAUGUGGAGGAUCAGAAGAAGCUUCUAAGUGAAGCGAAGAGAUGAGGGUUUGCGAAAACGAGAUGCGUGUUCGGAAAAGCUUGAUGAGCUUGAAUAUGAAAGCGGGUAUGGAAAGCGGAAUGAGAACAGAGUUCUUGAGAGCUUGGAUAUGAGAAAGUGCGUUGAGAGUGGAUGCGAACGGAAGUUCUGUAAGCUUUCUUUCUACGAUACGGUGAGGAAGAAAGAGAAAAAGAAGAGAAGAAGCAGAUCGCGGGGGAGACGAGGGCUAUUUAUCCUCGCUCGCCUAGCGUGGGUGAUCUGGGGACGACGGACAGGCUAGACAGCGCUGGAGAGUUGAGGGGAAUCGCGGGGUUGGAGGAUGAGAGAGUCGUUCCUGCUGGAUGAAGAGGAAAAAAGAUGGAAGUUUGAAAGGCGCAAAA
Messenger RNA from Xylona heveae TC161, 890 nucleotides. RefSeq lists its product as hypothetical. The transcript is spliced from 3 exons. The record is from RefSeq and is a predicted model, not a curated record. Lineage: Eukaryota; Fungi; Ascomycota; Xylonomycetes; Xylonales; Xylonaceae. The coding region runs from base 320 to 499 and encodes 59 amino acids.